Messenger RNA from Terrapene triunguis (Three-toed box turtle), 3392 nucleotides. RefSeq names its product ADP-ribosylarginine hydrolase (gene ADPRH). Gene Ontology annotation, molecular function: ADP-ribosylarginine-[protein] hydrolase activity; magnesium ion binding. NCBI's taxonomy places the organism in Eukaryota, Metazoa, Chordata, Testudines, Emydidae. Gene Ontology annotation, biological process: protein de-ADP-ribosylation. Bases 92 to 1195 code for a protein of 367 amino acids. The transcript has 4 exons. The record is from RefSeq and is a predicted model, not a curated record.
GUAUCAUCAAACAAUUGGCCCAGGAAAAGUAUUGCCAUUGGUGCGAGGUUCCAGUAAUUGAAAAUACGCAAGCCAACUCAGUUUGGAGUCCAUGGGAAGUGGAGCCACCCUGAGGCACAGCAUGAGUUCAGGUCUGAUUGAGAACUACGUGGCAGCCAUGGUGCUGAGCGCAGUUGGUGAUACCCUGGGCUAUUACAAUAGAAAAUGGGAGUUCCUGCAGAAUGGCCAGGAGAUUCACAGGCAGCUUGCACAAAUGGGGGGGUUGGGAAACAUCUGUAUAGCAGGCUGGAAAGUCAGCGAUGACACAGUGAUGCACUUGGCUACAGCUGAAGCUCUGGUAGCUGCUGGGAAACAACCAAGUUUUCCAGAGCUCUAUUCCCUUAUAGCAAAGCACUACAAGGACUGUAUGGAUGACAUGGAUGGCAGAGCUCCAGGUACUACCUGCGUUCAAAACGCACUGGGCCUGCAGCCAGACCAACCAGAUGGCUGGAGGAUUCCAUUUAACAAGCAUGAGGGAGGAUGCGGGGCUGCCAUGCGGUCCAUGUGCAUUGGGCUGAGGUUUUGUCAUCCUGAGCAGUUGGACAGCUUGAUUCAAGUCAGCAUCGAGAGCGGUCGAAUGACCCAUCAUCAUCCAACUGGCUAUCUGGGAUCCCUGGCUUCUGCUCUCUUUACCGCCUAUGCUGUGAAUCGCAAGCCCCCUCACGAAUGGGGGAAGGGAUUGAUGGAAGUGCUGCCGCAGGCUAAAGUCUACAUCCAGAAGUCUGGCUACUUUGUGAAGGAGAACCUGAAGCACUGGUCCUACUUUGAAGAACAGUGGAAAAGAUACCUGGAGUCCAGGGGAAUUUCAGAUGGAGUGUCUGUUCCUACCUUCCCCCCCAUAUAUGGCGUGAAGGAGCGAGAUGAAUUCUAUGUCUCCCUGAGCUUCUCUGGCUGGGGCGGCAGUAGUGGGCAUGAUGCCCCAAUGAUUGCCUACGAUGCCAUACUUGGCGCUGGAAACUCCUGGACGGAGCUCGCUCACCGGGCUUUUUUCCAUGGUGGGGACUCCGAUUCUACAGCAGCCAUUGCCGCGUGCUGGUGGGGGGCCAUGUAUGGCUUUAAAGGAGUCAAUGUAUCCCUCUAUAGAGAACUGGAAUACAGAGAGAGGCUGGAGAAAAUAGCUAAGGCCCUGUAUGAGGUCAGCCAGCCAGAGGGCUAGUCCAAGCAGAGAGGUGGUUCUAGAGUUCACAAGACAAAACUAAACUUUACAAAGGUCCCUGUAUAGCUUGCGGGGCGAGGGGAGGGUUAGAUUGAUCUUGGACUGUACUUUACGACCCAUCUACCUGCAGCUCCUGAUCCACCCAGGCAAUGCUUGUGCUUCAGCAGUCUGUCUAGCCACUGCCUAGUACUAGAAUAACAGGAUUAAGGAUGAAAGUGUGAGGGGGAAAUCUGGCAUAGCAGCUGUGUUCACUCUUUUUUUUUUUUUUUUUGCCACUGCUAGCAGAAAUGCAAUCUCAGAAGCACCAAAGAGCAACGCAUGGUCAGCCAGGUUUGGAUUUUGUCAGUAACAGUAAAAGAAUUUGGUACUGGGUUGCGUUUGAGUGAAAUUUUAUAUUCCUCCACAGAACAGAACCAGCACAGAGUGCUAGUGCCAGCCUUCCCUUCUCUCACAUCCCAGUGCACUCACCCCAGACACGUAGUGAGCACCUCGACAGCUGAGAGGGGAAUAGUCUCUAGGGCCCAUUCAACCCUUGGUCCUAAGGGACCAAUUAGUGCGAAGCCCGAGGGUGGAUUUUCACAUCUUUAGUGUGGGGAAAUGCAUUUUUCUGCUUUAAGAAUGGUCAUUUGGCAUUUGUUUAAAACCUAAUUUCACAGCGUCUCUAACCAAUUGCAGAAUUUCAAGACCUUUUGUUAUGAUUAAAUAAAAAUGUCAUUAUCUCUUGCCUACUGCCGUUAAGGGGGAAGUUAAAUCCACAUACAGUCUUACCAUUCACUUAGGGUAAUUCUAACAUUAGGGACAGAAUUUGCACCUUACUUCAUCAAACUGGAUCUCAUUAUGAAGAAUUAGAAAUAGGAAAUGCCGCUUGCUUCCAUAUCCCAAUUAAGAGUUGAGACCUUUAGAGCUGUUGAAAGAUGUUCUUUUCUCAAAAUUUUAUGUAACUGCUAACACCUUUGAAAGUUUCUUGCUUUUCUGUGCAAACAGCUGAAUUCUGUGUGUCUUACUCCCAAGAUGGCAGCUUUCAAGCUGAUCAUCAUUUAUCCUAUUUAAGAUCCUUUACAAAAGAAUAAAAUUAUUACAAAAUGUAAUCUGAUAAUGCAGAACAAUUCUGCUCUAUGUGAAACAGUCUAGAUUUGCAAAUGAAUAGAAGAUAGCUGCUGCUUCACCAUGUCAGAGGUUCGCCAUUGUGCCUUUUGAUGAAUUUGCAGCAGAUAUCAAGGAAAUGCUGGAAGCGUAUGAACGAGUUUCCAAAUGAGAGGGAAAAGAGACUUGCAGUUCUGUACUUUUGCCUGGGGUGACCUCUGGUUUUUAAGUGCUCUGUCUAUAAUUAAAUAAAAGCAAAUCUUUGGCAAAUGGAAGAUAAAGCACAUAUUUCUCAUCUGAAACUGUUUAUUGGUGUUCCAUUUUGUCCUUCGUUCUCACGAGAGAGAAAGAAUGAGUUGUAUGCAUCCCUGACCAAACUUAGUGCUCAGGUCACUGAGGGUAUAUUUAUUCUUCCCUCAAAGCGCUGCAAUGUAACGCUAAGAGCUUUUGUGCUUGCAUUGAGGAGACAGGACCCCUGUGCCUAAAAGGACAAAGGUAAAGGCAAGGAGAAGAUGGACAGAUACUGUUAGGAAAGUGAAGGCCACACAACAUUGUUUGUUAACUGUGCUGAAGUGGUUUGUUUUUGUAAGGAUAGUGUGAAUGUUUCCCCCCGCCCCCUCCAGAACGUAUUUCUGCACAAGUCCGGGCUCCCAUUGCUAUAGCAGUCAUGGAAGGAGGCAUCUGCCCAUUUAUCAAAUUCAGACUUGGAAAACUGUUUCCUGCCCCCAAAUCUGUAAAACAAGCCUAAACUAGUACCACAAGAGCAACGUACCUUAGUACAUAUUCCCUCCUCUCCAGACUCCUUGUCAAGGGAACUGCUGAGGAAAACUUUAGUGGUGGACUUGGUCCGUGGAUCCAGAAGCCUUGUAGUUUUGUGUUUGCAUUUAGUCAUCAAAAUAAUUUACCCUUAGCCUCCCCAUCCCAAAAGACAGCAAGGGGCUACUAUCACUGGGAAAAGAGAAGUCAUAAGCCAGGGAUGUAUGGGGGAGGCCUCUGUCUUCUGAGAGACGCUUUAUCCCAGUUAUAUGGUGGGCAGGAGUUAAACACAUGCACAUGUGGAAAGCAUACAUUCAGCAGCUAGGCAACCUGGACCUCAGUGUCGUCCCCCCCCCAA